AUGGAGGCGGUCAAUAGCUACAAGCAUGGGGAGGAAGACGAAGCAGCUGUAGUGGCAAUGGCCGCUUGCGGUGCUUACAUGCUCCCGAUGGCUCUGAACGCCGCCGUUGAACUAGACGUAUUCGAGAUCAUCGCCGCCGCCGGAGACGGAGCCCGACUCUCGUCUUCCGAUAUCGCCUCUCGGUUCCCGACCGCCGCCGAUGGUACAGCCGUCAUGCUCGAAUCCAUGCUGCACAUGCUGGCAGCUCACUCGUUGCUUAUUUGUUCUGUUGAGAAUGGCGGCGGUGGUGUACGGCGGUACGGGAUUGCUCCGGCGGGAAAGUUCUUCGUGAGGGACGAGAGCGGCGCGUCGAUGGGUUCCCACUCUAUUGUAGUAAUGAAAAAGGUUGUUAAAACCUACCAAGGUUUCGAGGGUUUGAGUUGUCUAGUCGAUGUCGGAGGUGGCACCGGUUCCGCUCUAUGUACUAUCGUUUCCAACUACCCAUCUAUUCACGGCAUCAACUUCGAUUUGCCCCACGUCAUCAAAACGGCGCCGUCGUACACCUCCAUUGAGCAUAUUGGUGGAGAUAUGUUUCUCGAAGUACCGAAAGGAGAUGCCAUUUUGUUAAAGUUUAUACUGCACAAUUGGGGUGACGAGGCAUGCGAAAAUCUGUUGAAGUGUUGCUACAAAUCACUGCCAAACAAAGGGAAGUUGAUCGUGAUGGAUUAUAUAAUGCCACACACGCCUCAAACCGAUAUUCAUGCAAUGUACGCCUCUCAAAUGGACCUUGGGAUGACGACUAUGCUUGCAGGAAAAGAAAGGACAAGAGACGAGUUUGAAGUCCUUGCAAUGAAAGCCGGUUUUGCGGGGUUUAAGGUUGUCUGCUACGUUUAUGGGAUGUGGAUUAUGGAGUUCAUUAAGUCGGCUUAA
Molecule: messenger RNA, 909 nt
Organism: Erythranthe guttata (spotted monkey flower)
Lineage: Eukaryota; Viridiplantae; Streptophyta; Magnoliopsida; Lamiales; Phrymaceae
Source: RefSeq, a predicted model, not a curated record